Molecule: messenger RNA, 923 nt
Organism: Xenia sp. Carnegie-2017
Lineage: Eukaryota; Metazoa; Cnidaria; Anthozoa; Malacalcyonacea; Xeniidae
Exons: 2
Coding region: 82-849 (255 amino acids)
Source: RefSeq, a predicted model, not a curated record
UAAAGGUAAUGUGAAAAGGAACAUUCGACAAGCGCUUUCAUAGUUGUUUACAGCUUGAAUUUCUCUUCAUAGAAAAUAGAAAUGAGUGAAAAAGAAGAAAGUGUUGAUAUUACUACUACACAUGAGUCUGUUGUUUCAAUAAAUGAAACCAAUGUACAAGAAAACGAUGAAUACGAGCCAUUCAGCAAGAAAAGCAAAACAUCUGAUGAAUCAUAUCCAUUUGCCAAGUCUAGAGGCAUUAAGAUCUUCUCUCAACGUGAAAUAGGCCGACAAGAUGCUGCAAUGACCAAAGAAUAUUGGAAAUUUUGGAAUGAAACGGCAGAGGAGCUAUGCAGCGAUGGAGCAUACAAUAAAUGGGGAAAACGAGAUAUCAAACUUUACAUUGAUGCUGUUUGGAUAGUGUACAAAACAAAACUAUUAGAACCACGCGAGAGAGAACUUCGUGAUAACUUGACAAAGUUUCACGACAGUUAUGGAUCAAGAGAGCUUCCUGCUAAACUUCGCACUGAAGAUGAAAAUUUAAUUGAACUCUUGUCACAGCUGCAUGAUUCAACAGCAAAUCUUACUGAAUUGAAUUUGGAGCUGAGUAAAUACAGAGGAAAGUUGUUAAAUAUAAAGGAAAGAGCAAUAUCUAGUUCAUUUACAAAAGAAAUGAAGCAACAGGAAGUUGAAAUGAUGAUGAAAGAAGUCGCAGAAAAAGAAAAGAAUCUGUAUGAUGGAAUGGCUGAAGUAAAAAAAGAUCAAGACUCACUAAAAAAGUCUUUAAACAAACUUGGAAACAUCAUUGAAAAGACAAAACGGAAAUGUCCACAAUUUCAUAAUGUAACUACUGAUGAAGCCUUAAAUUAAUCACCAAUGCCUGUGUAAACUAUACUAUAAGUAAUGUCUUUAACUCAUAUUUUAUUUGAAAUUAUUUCAACCUA